CGCUACUAACACUUUCAGUUUGAAUAUUUGCCACUUUUUAAUAUCUCAAUCAUAUCUUUAAGCAGAAUGCAAUACAAAAACAUCGACAAUCUGUACAACACGACAUUAAAACGUCGUUGGACGCAUUAAUUUAACGUUAAGUCGCCUGUAAUUAUCCCUAUAAUUUAGCUUUGCAGGCGGGCCUACUGAAGCCUCGGGUUUUCCUGAGCGGUCAUAACCGGAGAAGUCACAUGCGAGCGUGGCGUAUGCAGGAAGAGGUUUACGUGUUAUUGCCCACAAUAGUCUUAGUUUACAUCUAUAAAUAAACGUCUUAAAGCUGUGAAUAAGCGAUUGACUAAAUGCAUAUUCGUAUUAACGUCACGUUACCUGUUUUAUUAAUACAGUACGCAUACAAAAUACAAUGUGCAGUUUAACUUACAUUGUUUUGUUGACAUGAGUCAUCAUACAUUUUUGACGUUUUGAAACAUUUAUUACCCAAUAUUUUUACGUUUUCCGGGAUCCAGACGAUCAAGUUCAGGCAAACAAUACCACCACACGCAACACAGUGAUAUUUAAUGACACGUCGAUCAACAUUUGCAUGUCGAGUUACCUCAGGGGGAAAUGGCAUUUGUUGAUCCAGGCUUUACAUCUAAGUUAUAUUGAAUAAAAGUAUUCCAAUGGAUAAGAGAUGAGCUUUCAAGUACGUCCGUCUUGAGAAAAAUACAUUUUAUUUGUGUGUGUACUGUUUGCCGAGCGGUUAAGCUUGUAAAUGUCAAAAUAAACAUAGGUAAAUAAACAAUCGCAGUCCAGAGACUUUCACAUGAAGGACAUCCAUCCGAAGUAUUGUACUGAUGACUUGAACUUUUGCUCUUUCAUAGUUUUGAUUUAUGUGGUUUGGCCGAUAAUAAUCCACGCGCGUCAUCGCUUUGGUCCAAACACUCCGUUAUUUCACCUGUUACUGGGCUGAUAAGCCCCAAAUCCAUGUGCUUAGCUAGCAGCUGGGCGGGUGUAGUCAGACGGGGCAAGCCCGGGCAUGCUUGCAAAAAGACGGAGAGCAGGAAACUCAUCCACCACUAGGGCGUCCGAAGCCAGUCAUGCUUUGACUUGUCAUGCCCGUACCCGCCCAGGACAAGCCGAUCGCGGCUGUGGAUUCUAGCCCCGACAUGUCUGACAGAGUCUAUUUAAAACGUAGACCGGCGCUCAACCGUCUCCCACUCCUCACUCACCCCGAGCUCAAGCACGUUAUGUACAGCUACAGAGUAUUUAUGAAAGACUAGAAUAGCCAACCUACCUCUGUUUGCACAGAUAUAUUUUAUGCAAUAUGGCAACAGAAAGUUGUUUAAGCAGUUCUCAGAUCAACAAGGUUGACAAUGAUAAACUGGUGAGACCUAAAGUGCAAUUGAAAAGCCUGUUAGAGGUCGCAGGUGCAGAUAAGGACGUUUUCACCAUGAAGGAGGUUAUGUUUUAUUUGGGAAAGUACAUCAUGAGCAAAGAGUUGUUUGACAAGCAGCAGCAGCACAUAGUUCACUGUGGAGAUGAUGCUCUUGGUGCUGUCCUGGGAGUGAAAAGCUUCUCGGUCAAAGAGCCCCGUGCUCUCUUUGCAAUGAUCAGCAAAAACCUUGUGACGGUGAAGAACCCAGAGACUCAGUCUAGCUUCUCAGAACCAAGGAGUCAAAGUGAACCUGAUCGAGGGCCUGGGGUAAAUGCUCGUUUUCUCAAAACUCCCUUAAAGGACACGGAUCCAGAGUCUCGCUCAUCUACCUCACAACAGCAGCGCAGGAGGAGGAGGAGCAGUGAUCCAGAGGCUUCCUCCGUAGAAGAUGAGCCCAGAGAACGCAGGAAGAGGCACAAGUCAGACAGCAUCUCCCUGACGUUUGAUGACAGCCUGUCAUGGUGCGUGAUCGGUGGUCUGCGCAGAGAGAGGGUAAACAGCGAGUCUUCAGAUACACACAGCAACACUGAUGUAGGUAUCUCUCACAGUGAUGACAGUGGUGGGAGCGAAGAUUCUGACUCUGAUUCUGAUAACUUUAGCGUGGAGUUUGAAGUGGAGUCCAUUGACUCUGAUGACUAUAGUGAGAAGGAUGGGGAUUCAGUACCAGGAGACGAUGAGGUGUAUGAAGUCACAAUCUUCGCAGAGAAUGAAGAUUCAUUUGAUGAGGAUACUGAGAUAACUGCGGCAGACUACUGGAAGUGUGCUAAAUGUGACAACCUCAACCCUCCUCUUCCUCGACACUGCAAAAGCUGCUGGAAGGUCCGACCUGGCUGGCUUCCCUCAAAACCCUCCAGCCCUCUCUCAGAAACAGACGAAGGAGUGGACAUGCCCGAUGGCAAGUUCUCGCAUUCUUCAACCCCGGCCAAAGAUGAAGCUCCUCCUGCCUGUGGCUCCAUGACUGAUCAACCCACUUCAUCACAGCCAUCUACCUCUUCAGGAGGCUGCAGUCAGGAAGAGACCCCUGAGCUGGAGCGUUUUAACAGCUUGGAUGCAUGCCUGCCCUCCACUUUCCUAGAACCCUGCGUCAUCUGUCAGAGUCGCCCUAAGAAUGGCUGCAUAGUCCACGGAAGGACUGGACACCUCAUGGCAUGCUACACAUGUGCCAAAAAACUAAAAAAUCGCAACAAGCUGUGUCCGGUGUGCCGAGAGCCGAUCCAGUCAGUUGUGUUGACGUUCGUGAGCUGAAUCUCAGAUAUACCUCCCGCACAUUAAAGUGUAUUUUAAGUUCUAUAAAUAUUCCUUGCGUCGUGAGGUAAUUGUAAUGUUUUUCUUAUUAAUUAAAGAGUUUAAUUUAUAAUUA
Messenger RNA from Triplophysa dalaica, 2771 nucleotides. RefSeq names its product MDM2 proto-oncogene (gene mdm2). NCBI's taxonomy places the organism in Eukaryota, Metazoa, Chordata, Actinopteri, Cypriniformes, Nemacheilidae. The record is from RefSeq and is a predicted model, not a curated record. The transcript is spliced from 11 exons. Gene Ontology annotation, molecular function: ubiquitin protein ligase activity; identical protein binding. Gene Ontology annotation, biological process: regulation of cell cycle; negative regulation of apoptotic process. Gene Ontology annotation, cellular component: nucleus. Bases 1301 to 2656 code for a protein of 451 amino acids.